Alternaria arbusti is the source of this 1950-nucleotide messenger RNA. RefSeq lists its product as uncharacterized. Gene Ontology annotation, biological process: transmembrane transport. The transcript has 6 exons. NCBI's taxonomy places the organism in Eukaryota, Fungi, Ascomycota, Dothideomycetes, Pleosporales, Pleosporaceae. Gene Ontology annotation, molecular function: myo-inositol:proton symporter activity. Gene Ontology annotation, cellular component: membrane. The record is from RefSeq and is a predicted model, not a curated record. The coding region runs from base 1 to 1950 and encodes 649 amino acids.
AUGAAUGACGCUGCAGCCGAGCCCUUGAUCUCCAACGACCGCCGCGUUCCGAACGAUGCACGCGACCGCUACGAUGAAGCCGACGACGCGAGUAUCAGAGAGGAUGAGGUGGAUGAGAGUGCCUUGGUAUCCCCAGGCCUGUUCAUAUGGUGUCUGACUAUAUGCGCCGGGGUCUCAGGGCUACUAUUUGGAUAUGACACCGGUGUUAUAUCCUCUACCCUCAUCUCCAUAAACACCGAUCUCUCCUCCCGUCCCCUGACCACCCUCGACAAGAGCUUGAUUACGUCUUGCACUUCGUUCUUCGCACUCCUCGCCUCGCCCCUAACGGGUAUCCUCGCCGAUGCAUACGGACGCAAAACCGUGAUCCUCGUUGCAGACAUUCUCUUCAUACUCGGCGCCCUGUUGCAGGCAUGGACAAGCAGUGUGGGCGGCAUGAUCGUGGGUCGGUCUAUCGUCGGCGCAGCAGUUGGAAGCGCGUCGUUCGUUGUACCGCUGUAUAUCUCGGAGCUCAGCCCUAGCCCUUUCCGGGGACGACUGGUGGUAGUGAGCAGUUUGUUUAUUACUGGGGGGCAGGUCGUUGCUUAUAUUGUCGGGUGGUUGUUCUCGGAAAGAUUGCAUGGGUGGAGAUGGAUGGUGGGUUUGGGGGCUUUACCGGCUGCCAUACAGUUCGUUAUGCUGUUCUUUUUGCCGGAGACACCGCGAUAUCUCGUCAAGGCUGGAAAGACGCAACAAGCGAAGAGGGUAUUGGGGCGUGUGUACAAAAGUGAGGAAAGUGGGACGAAGCUGGUGAACGCCGUUUUGAGGCGGGUAGAGAAGGAGAUUGAAGAGGAGGAGGAUGCGGCUGGACUGCGAGGGACUCCUGACAUGGCUAAGAUCGGUUGGAGAGCUAAGAAGGAGAGGGUGCAAGACAGCUUCUCUCAACUGAUAGUCAUCGGAGGGAACCGUAGAGCCUUGAUUAUUGCCUGUAUGCUUCAAGGCUUCCAGCAACUGUGCGGCUUUAACUCCUUAAUGUACUUCUCCGCCACAAUAUUCCGCCUCGUCGGUUUCGAAUCACCAACCCUAACCUCCCUCUCCAUCGCCAUCACAAACUUUCUCUUCACACUCGUAGCCUUCCACUACAUCGACCGCAUCGGACGCCGCCGUAUCCUCCUCUGGUCCGUACCCAUCAUGAUUAUCGGUCUCGCACUCUGCGCCAUCGCAUUCCUUUUCAUCGACCUUCCCACCGAGGAAGCUUCCGCUACCGCCACUGCCAUUGCCGGCGAUAACAACAAGAUAUGGCCCCUAGUCAUCCUCUUCUCCAUGAUAACAUAUGUUGCUGGUUACGCGAUAGGCAUGGGUAACGUUCCUUGGCAGCAAUCUGAACUCUUUCCCCUGUCUACAGCCAUACUAUACCACACCUACAACCACGUAACAAUGAGGCCUACAUUCUUCCUCCUCACAACCCUCAGCGCUCUGGUAGCCGCCGCCCCAGUCCACGCCUCCAACCCCCCUCCUCCCCUCCCCACAGCCUUCUACCCUGACCCUGUCUCUGGCUCCGGCUCCGGCCAAAUGGUCGACAACAUGCUUCCCGACAGCGACCUCCCUGGCGGCGGCAUCGGCUCCUCUUCUCCUCAGAUGUCCGACAAGCGCGCCCUUGCCAACGCGGUUCCUGAUAAAUAUGACUCGUCUACGUACUACGACGCAGCUGCUGAGAAAGAAGCAGAGGAGCUGGCUCUUGUGCUAGACGCUGCGAGUGAGAAUGCGGCGGAGGACGAGAGUGCGGAUACCAGCCUUAACGUGAAGAGGGGACAGGGACAGGGAAUGGAAGGCAAAAGCGUGGAGGGGUGUAAGAAGAGGGCUGAGCCGGCAGGGCACGUAUCGUGUUUGUGCGAGAAGAAAGUUGGUUUCGAUGCGUGCGUGCAGAGCAAGAUUAAGAACUAUGACGCCUGCGCAAAGAAGGAGUGCCCAUAA